Molecule: messenger RNA, 1658 nt
Organism: Lolium rigidum
Lineage: Eukaryota; Viridiplantae; Streptophyta; Magnoliopsida; Poales; Poaceae
Exons: 2
Coding region: 98-1579 (493 amino acids)
Source: RefSeq, a predicted model, not a curated record
UCCGCGGAGGCUCCCCGAUUCCCAACACACAAAAACCCUCGCUUUUCCCAUCCACCCGCACCUACGCCGGCGCGCCGCCUCCCGGCCGCCGGAUACGAUGGCCUCUGCCCCCGAGGACAAGCUCGCCGACCUCCCCAGCGCCGAGCUCGUGGCCUACCUCUCCAAUUCCUACCUCAAAGCCAAUUUCGAGGCGGUCGCGCGCAUCCUCGAGGCGCGGGACCGCAGGGACGCCAAGCUCGGCGCGGAAGUGGCCGCCGCGCUCGCCGAUCUCGACGUACUGACCGCGCGCGGGAGGGAGACCAACGAGUUCAAGGCCAAACUGGAGGCCGCGCGCGCCCUGCGGGAGAAGUACAGUGCGCUCCUGGACGCCUUCCUCCCGCCGCGGCACGAGGUCGGCGAGAUGGCGCUCGUGGUCGGGGACGAGGUGCAUCAGGACGACUCCCGCGUUGAGGGGGCGGAGGAAGGCGACGAGAUGGCGCUCACCAUGGCCGAGGCCGCCGUCUCGGACACGGUGCAUCGGGACGACUCCCGCGUUGAUGACGAGGAGGCGGAGGAAGGCGAGGUGAAAGGCGUCGACUUUAUUGACCUCUCCAGCGAUGAGGAGGAAGGGGAGAUGGCCGAGGGGGGCUCCGAGGAGGAAGAUGAGGAGGACACCGAGUCGCUGAGCCAGCGCAUCAAGCGAAUACGGGGAGAUAAGCCCGGGGAGUUGGAAUCAGGGAAGGUUGAUGUGCUGGGGCAGAGCAAUUCGGUUGGUACAUUGGGUAAUGAUCAGCAGAAAUCUUCGUCUGCAAGGAUAGAGGGGAUGGUGUCAACAUCUGGGAAGAUGGCCAGUAAGCCUGAAGAUUCAAAGGUGGCAGCUUUCCUGCAGGAGAGCCCAGUUGUGAAAACAGAGAAUUUUGAUGGGGGAAUGCCCAAGACAAUGCUGCUUCCUUCCCAAGGGCCUCUUGCCAGCAGCGCUAUACAAGAGGGUUCUUCCAAGAUUGACUAUUGUAAAGCUGGAAUUGGCGGCAAAGGACAAUCAUCUGAUGGUGCUCCAGCAAGGGGAGUUAGUCAGCUAUCGAAGGGGAUUGUGGAGACGAACAAGACACCAAUGGUUCAAUCAUCAGCCAAAUGCGGGAACAAGGAAGUUGGGGCUGAGAAAUGUGCAUCUCUGUCUAUACCAAGUGAGGGACCGAGGAUAACAAGGGAUGUAGUUCCAUUUGAACCUUGCAAGGAAAGCAAUGCCUAUGUCCAGGUGAAAAGGGAGAUGAGCUCCUUGCCUUCAGAAAUCACAAGUAAAUGGGACUCUGAAGCACCCGUGAUUAACUCAUUGUUCGACGAGGAGAUCUGUAUGCAAGGUUUCUGUGCUCUUUACCGCCAAGGAAAAUUAGCAACUGCGGAUAAACGAGAUGAAUUCAGGGCAAAUAAGUUGGCGGAAUUUCUUUUGGGUGGUGAUCUCCAAGGACCGAUGAAAAGAACUGUUGAGGAACUAAAGAAUCAAGAUGCUACAAAUGUGUAUUUUCUUCAGAAACUUACACUGGAUUGCUCUGAGCAGGUGUAUGGUAUCUUCAGGAACAAAGAAGAUCCAUACUUCUUUUGACAACAAGGAAACAUUAUGCAGAGAUGCAGAUGCCACAACUCUUUAUAUAGAAGGGUAUAUUUUGGUGUGAAUGUGCAGG